This is a messenger RNA of Rotaria socialis, 657 nucleotides long. The record is from the annotation of a GenBank genome assembly. Lineage: Eukaryota; Metazoa; Rotifera; Eurotatoria; Philodinida; Philodinidae.
AUGGGUCUCGGCAGCUCAAAACCGCAAUCUGCACGACAAGCAAGAAAUUUAUCGCCAGGACGACGGAGCGGAAUUCCAGGAGGAAAACGACGCAGAAGAAGUUUAUUAAGAAGAGUUAGACUAGCUCCAACAACGCAACCUAUUGCACCAAGUCAAUAUCAUGUUUCACGUCGAUCUUCGUAUGGCUCAAGAAAUUUUACUCCACCAAUGCCUGUAUAUAUGCAAUCAUCGCGUUCAUAUCCUUUCUCUUUCUCACAACUCUACAAUAGUUAUCCUAUGUAUCCUUUGAAUAAUUAUUCUUCCUACCCUUAUGUAUCAUCACGUCAACCGUUCAUGAUGCCACAAUAUUCACCUGUAAUGAUAUCACCACAAGUACUAGUACCUCCUACUUCAAUGAUGUUUCCGCAGGUAGCAGCACAAUUAGUGCCGCCGUAUGUAUCUUCUCCUUAUCCAAUGGGCACGUCAUAUGUACCACAACAGCCUCCUCAAUUUCGACCUAUUUAUAAUAAUAUAGGAGUUUCUGUUCCCACGUCAACGGGUAUGGCAAAUCCAGUCCAACUAAAUCAUUCGUCAUUUCGAGGAGUACCUCAAAAUCUAUUUACAGAUUGGACAGGAGGUGGACAGAACUCUCCGGGUUUUCUCGGACCACCAAUUUAA